This is a messenger RNA of Humulus lupulus (European hop), 981 nucleotides long. Its product is annotated as chlorophyll a-b binding protein of LHCII type 1-like. Gene Ontology annotation, cellular component: plastoglobule; chloroplast envelope; chloroplast thylakoid membrane. Gene Ontology annotation, biological process: photosynthesis, light harvesting in photosystem I; response to light stimulus. The record is from RefSeq and is a predicted model, not a curated record. NCBI's taxonomy places the organism in Eukaryota, Viridiplantae, Streptophyta, Magnoliopsida, Rosales, Cannabaceae. The transcript has a single exon. The coding region runs from base 75 to 878 and encodes 267 amino acids.
CAAAGAUAUUGCUAAUCACCCCAAGGAGAACAAAGUUUGAAACUUCUCUUCUCUUUCAUUGCUUGUAAAUCAUAAUGGCUUCUUCAACAAUGGCACUCUCCUCUCCAUCUUUUGCAGGCCAAGCUGUGAGGCUUGCUCCUGCACCAUCUGAUGUCAUGGGCGAGGGCCGAAUCACCAUGAGAAAAGCUGCAGCUAAACCCAAGAAAGUUUCAUCUUCAAGCCAAUGGUACGGCCCAGACCGUGCCAAGUACUUGGGCCCAUUCUCAGGUGAGGCCCCAUCCUACCUCACCGGAGAGUUUCCCGGCGAUUACGGUUGGGACACAGCUGGGCUUUCGGCUGAUCCCGAGACCUUCGCCAAGAACCGAGAGCUGGAGGUCAUCCACUCGCGAUGGGCCAUGCUCGGCGCUCUGGGCUGUGUCUUCCCCGAACUCUUGGCCCGCAAUGGGGUCAAGUUCGGUGAGGCCGUAUGGUUCAAGGCCGGGUCUCAAAUAUUCAGCGAUGGUGGGCUGGACUACUUGGGAAACCCAAACUUGGUCCAUGCUCAGAGCAUUUUAGCCAUUUGGGCCACUCAAGUGAUCUUAAUGGGAGCUGUAGAGGGGUACAGAAUUGGAGGUGGGCCACUUGGUGAGGUGACAGAUCCACUAUACCCUGGUGGGAGUUUUGACCCAUUGGGGCUUGCUGAGGACCCAGAGGCUUUUUCUGAGCUGAAGGUGAAGGAACUCAAGAAUGGAAGAUUGGCUAUGUUCUCUAUGUUUGGUUUCUUCGUUCAGGCCAUUGUCACUGGAAAGGGUCCUAUAGAGAACUUGGCUGAUCACUUGGCUGACCCUGUUAGCAAUAAUGCUUGGGCAUUCGCCACAAACUUUGCCCCUGGAAACUGACACUUAAUUGCUCUUUUCAUACAUUUGUGUGUUUGUAACAGAUGUUGUAAACUCAACAUGUGACAUUGAUGGGAAUGAAAACGUGCUUUAUUUUAACCAAUAA